AUGACUUCAGUUUCACCAAAAUUACUUGCUAAACUUCCUUUACCCCCCGGAUUUGAAGCUUUGCCUUCCAACAUUAAAGAGAAAAUAAAAGAAAUUAACGGUGACCCUUCAAUAGAUUGGAGUAAAAAACAUUUAAAAGUUAAAGAAUUAAUUGGGACAUUACCCCAACAACAACAUCCACAUCCUCUAUUACACAACCCUUCUAUAAGAAUUCCAUCAACACAAAUUCAACAGACAAAUUCUGGAAAUGUUAUUCCUGAAUUCUUUCCACCUAAUCCUCCUCCCGGAUUCGAAAAAGUUUUACCCCCAGAAGUAUAUCAACAACUUUUACAAAUUCACCGUUCCCCUCAAUUAACUGUCCAACAAAAAAGUCUUCAAAUAGAUCAAAUAAUGCGUUCAUUGCCUCAAAACAUAAUUGACAAUUUGCCUUUGCCGCCGGGCAAUUUUUAA
Messenger RNA from Meloidogyne enterolobii, 450 nucleotides. The record is from the annotation of a GenBank genome assembly. Lineage: Eukaryota; Metazoa; Nematoda; Chromadorea; Rhabditida; Meloidogynidae.